Molecule: messenger RNA, 740 nt
Organism: Dendronephthya gigantea
Lineage: Eukaryota; Metazoa; Cnidaria; Anthozoa; Malacalcyonacea; Nephtheidae
Product: DNA replication complex GINS protein PSF1-like
Biological process (GO): DNA strand elongation involved in mitotic DNA replication; DNA replication
Cellular component (GO): GINS complex
Source: RefSeq, a predicted model, not a curated record
GUCUUAUCGGAAAAAUGACGAAGGAACUUUUAUUCUUCGGAGUGGAAGCACAAGUAUGAAAUGUUCUGUAAUGGUAAAAAUUUUGGUACAACUGGUUUGAAAUGUUUGGAGAGAGGGCAUUGGAACUUGUUAAGGAACUAAAGCGAUCUGUUGAUGGUUCUCUUCCUCCUUACAAUGAGGAUGGUGUGAGAAAGGUCUUAGACGAAAUGGGUGGGUUGUUUGAACAGAACCAAAAGGAUGUUAAUGCCACAGUUGCUGGCGAGGGUGGUCAUGUUAAGAGCAUACACAUGCGACAUGUAAGCCUGGAACGAAAUAAACGAUGUCUUUUAGCCUACGUUUACAACAGAAUGGAAAUACGUGAUAUGCGAUGGGAUUUUGGCAGCGUCUUGCCAGAUGAUGUUAAGAAUAGUUUAAAUGAAGAGGAACUGAACUGGUUUGGGCGAUAUAAUCGAAAUUUAGCCAAGUAUAUGAGGUCUGUUGGUAUUGAUCUUACUCUGGAUAGCAAACCACCAAAGUCUCUGUAUAUUGAAGUUCGAUGCUUGGAAGAUUAUGGUGAAUUAGAGAUGGAAGAUGGAAGUGUAGUUUUGCUGAAGAAAAACUCUCAGCAUUUGCUUCAGAGAGCUGAUUGUGAACAUUUAAUAAGACAAGGAGUAUUGGAACAUAUUUUGAUUAUAAAAUUAGAGAGGACCUGCUGUGGCCUCGGAUGUUGCUGUUGUGACCUCAUUGUUGGCUUCAGAUGA